GUUUGCUGCCUCGGUGUUCGGAUAGCGCUUGUUUGCGUCCACUGUGGUUGUCGUUGUUUUGGUUGCGGGAGUGCAUCGUGGACCUUAGUUGAGCUUUGCAGUCGCGUUGUAGAUACGCGAAGAUGCGAAUUAUAAGGCACUGACCGUAUGUAUAUUUGGUUAAUGUGGAACUACAUCCUGCGCGCGCAUGCAUGUCUGUCGGUCUAUCUGUCUGUCUGUCUUGCUGGCAUGUCGAGGGGGCUUUUGACCGCAAUGAACAUAUGGUUCAGGACGCGCACCGAGUCGGAUACAACGUUUGGGCAGAUGGCAUGCGGGCCCGUGCCUCAAGGCUGGUGGCCGGGGGUCACGUGCACUGGGCUGUGUGCCACCUGCUGGCCAUUGGCGACGUCUGGCAGGCCGUACAGCUGUACAUGUCUCAGGGUAUGCAGCGUGAGGCCGUCGCCCUGGCCCGGUGCCGUCUGCAUGUCCGUGACCCCGCAUUCGGCACCCUGCUGGACCAGCUACUGCGGCGGCGGCUGCAGCCAACGACGCUGUCCCUGCAACAGCCACCUCUGCAGCAGCAGCAGCAGCAGCACUUGUUGACAUGUCAGGAGCAAAAUCAGGAGCAGGAUAAGCCACAGCAGCAGCAGCCGCAGCCGACAGCAAAGCAGCAGCAGGAGCAGCAAGGACAAGAGCAUGAGACGGAGGAGCAGCAGCAACAGGGGGCAGGCCCCGCCAGUCAGCCUGUCGCAGCAGGAAGGUCCACUGGAUCUGAAAUCCAGAUGGAUCCGGAAUGCUCCGAAAAGACGAAGUCGCUGCUUGCGGGGGCAGCCCCAUUGGGGGUGCCGGUCGACGUCGCAAGGAUAGAAGACAUGCAGAUGGCUACUGGCCACCUGAAGUCGGAGGCACCAACGGAAGCACCCGGGCUGGAGCUGACGGCGUCAACCACCUCAACCGCGCCAACUGCCAAGGAUUUACCAACCACCUCAACAACCGUCAUUGAUUCAUCGGGCACAGUCGCUGCCACGCGCACUCUGGCACCACUGACGGGGACGGUGCACAGUGCGACGGCGGCAGCGGCGGCGGCGGCGGCGGCGGCAACUGCGGCUGCUCCGCCGCCUGUACGGGAGCUGCCACCGGAGGCUCUGGCGCUGCAGAGUCUGCUAGCCAACAAGCCGCUGCUGGCGGCACGGGCGCUGCAGACCGCUGGCACGGCGUCGGCCCUGGCCACUGCCGCGCAGCUGUGUGCACUGGUUCUCGGGCAAACGAAGGGCGGUCGCAGCGCUGGGUUUUGCGGAGCCCAGGGGCCGCAUGAGUAUCCCCCCGGCGGGGAUGAGGAUGAGGAUGAGGAGCACGGUCUGGGCUCAACGCAGACGCCGCAGAUGGAAGUCCUCCAACUGCAAUCCUGGGCCGAGAGCCAACGAAUGCCACACUUGCUCCACCUGCACCAUGCCGCACUGGGAACCCUAGGACGGGACUGCGCCGCUGCCGCCCUGCCGGCCUUGUUCUUGGAGGCACUGCGGGGAGUGGUGGCGGCCGCCGCCAACGGCAGCGAACCGAGGACCAGCGGGCCGUGUCCUGGAAGCGGCGCGGCCUCAGCGGUUGAGACCCAGCUGCAAGAUGAUGUGCACAUGGCGGUGGCGGCUGCGUGUGAGCAGGUGCAGACGGCUGCGGCCGCCAUGGGGGGCGCCGUACUGGUAGCUAGCUACUGCGGCGCCGCGCUGCUCGGCUGGUGUAUGAGGCGGCUGCGGCAGCUAGGGUCGCCCGACGGCCGUGAGCAGACGGCCAGCGGCAGUGGCGAUAACAGCUGUGGGCUGGUAAACGCGGGUGGCGAUGAGGGAGACCCCGACCACGAGGACAUGGGCAGCGGCUGUGCGGAGGCCAGUGCUGCUGCGGCAACAGCAGAUCUUCUUCAUCAAGAAGACGAUUACGACGAAGAUGACGAAAUGGCACUACAGGCGGUACAUGCCGUAUACCUGGGAAGGGGGGCUCCACAGGCCUGUGGUGGCGGCGAUGAUGGCGGAUAUGCAACUCGGCGGAAGGUCGUGGCGGCACGGCGGCAAGGGCCGCCUCCGCCGGCUGCCGCGACCUGGGUUACAGCGGGGGCCGUCACGGAUACGGCAGCGGCGCCGCCAGCGGCGGCGCCGCCGCUGGCGGCUGUGCAGGGCGCCACGGACAAGGCCCUCAGGGCUCAGCUGGCCGCGGUGGAGCGCCGCGGGGCCCAGCCGGGGGCCAGCGGCGCUGGUCAGGAGGAGGAAGCGGUGACGGUGACCUCGGCGGACGUGGCAAAGGCGGCGAUGUUGAUUUAUGCCGCUGCGUGCGCUGCGUGUGAUGUUAGAGAAGAUGACCCCACGGUGGCUUGCAAAGCACAGGCCUAUCUGCAAGCCGCUGCUGCGGCAGCAGCGGCGGAAGCGAGGUCCAUGGGGGGGACAGCAACGCCGCCGCCAAGCACGUGCCAGCAGACCGGGAUGCGCGGUCGGGCAUCAGCUCGGGACUCGGGUUCGCACCGUCCCCAGGCACUGCGCGCUGUCAACCCGGAAGGUGUAGACGGUGCCGGCAGUGGCGCUGCGCAACUGCCGUCACAGGGCAGCGGCAGCAGCAGCAGCAGCAGUACGACGAUGAUUGAAGCUAUGGCAGCACUGGAAGGGGCAGUCUGCGGACUGGCAGCAGCUGCCAUGCGCGCGGCCGUGGCCUCAGACCACCCCUCUGCAGCACCCGCUCUUAACCCCAACGCGGCGCGCGGCGCCGAAACCACUCUGGACGCCGCCGCCCAGGCAGUAAUGGCAGCUGCCCGCUGCUGCGCCAUGCUGUUGCCGCCGCCGCCCCCGGCCCCCCUUCCGCAGCCAAUACCACCACAGCCGCUGCCACCUCCUGUCCCCUCUGGACCGACAUCCUCGGUCCCGGUCUGUGGCACGGCUCCAAUAGCGGACCGGAGCCACCAGCCCAACAGUAGCCACCAGCCCAACAGUAGCCACCAGCAGCACCGGCGGGGACACGGGUCGGGACGUAACGCCCCUUCCACCGCGUCUCCAACAGGUGCUGCUUCCGCGCGAAGGGACCGCGAAGGGGUGCAGCAAGACAUGGAGGUGCGGCAGCAGAAGUCGUUUGAUGGGCAGCACGGGGCUCACCACCAGCAGCACUACACUGCGGUGGAUGCCCCCGCUCAGGAUGCGUCCUGGGAAGCUGCUAGAGGGGUUGUAGCGGGGUUGCGGGCCAGCGACAAAUCUGCCGCCGACAAAAAGUCUCCAGCACUGCCGUCGUACACCAGCUGA
This is a messenger RNA of Volvox carteri f. nagariensis, 3251 nucleotides long. RefSeq lists its product as uncharacterized. The transcript has 11 exons. The record is from RefSeq and is a predicted model, not a curated record. The coding region runs from base 192 to 3251 and encodes 1019 amino acids. Lineage: Eukaryota; Viridiplantae; Chlorophyta; Chlorophyceae; Chlamydomonadales; Volvocaceae.